AUGCAGCGAGUCAUCAAUAGACUACCCAAGUGGGCUGAGUACACCGACCUGGCCAACUGGACGACCAACGAAAUCUUGCUUAGGCUUACCUUCGACCGACCUAUUCAGCACCAGGAGGUUAUGCACGUUGGGAUCGAGCCCGCCCUCGUCGUCGAGCCAAAGUGGACUUCCUCCUCGCUGGGUGAGCUCGAGCGAAUCCCGCAGGAGAUCGUCGACCGCAUCGUCAGCGAGAUGGAUUUCCUUACCAUUGAAAAGUUUGCUGCCGUUUCCACCGUCACCCGCUACUCGGUCCAGAGCUGCCAGAUAUUUGUCGAAGUGCUGAAGUUCGCGCCCUACAUGCCUGGUAUCCUGCACUCCACCCAAACCGACAACCAACACUCCAUCAAGGACGUCUGGUGCGAGAUGAAGAACGAAAAGUGCCGCUCUUGCGGCGAGAGGGGCAAGUGUCUCUUUCUUCCGACCUGCGAGCGCGUGUGCCAGCCCUGUCUCAAGCUUAACCCGUCCUACUGGACCUUUCCUCGCAGCGUGGCCUGCAUCGCUUACGGCUUGACUGAGGAGCAGCUCAAGGAAAUUCCAACUAUUCGCACUCUGUCCAUAGUCAACGGCACUUUUACCACUGAGAUCCCGUUCAACGCAACUGAACCGAUUCGCCGUCUGAUCCCCCAUCGUCGUGUCUUGCACGCCUCGGUCCGCUUGGCCCUGAAGCACGCCGUCAAAAUCCACGGUUCACUGGAGGCCCUGAAGCACACCAUCGGCCACGGCGAGAUCAUCUAUGCCGAUGCAAGCGAGGUCGAACAUAGCUAUCUGAAAUGGUUCGACUACCUGCGCUCUGUGCCCCUGGAGCCGAUCAACUUCAACCCGGCCCUGCUCGCAUCCCCGCCGUCCGCCAUCCCGACAGUCUGGGCAUCCCAGGAGCCUUGGUUCCCUCCCUUCAAGCUCAACGAGAACUCCGCACGCCGCAUCCAUCCGGGCAUUGUCUCCAUCGACUUUCCCUACGUGUCGCUUGACCGUGAGCGCCUCCAGAGGACCUACCUGUGCAAUGGAUGCUAUGAACUCUUCGACGAAAACCGCUACAUGCGCCUGCUCUCCCCGCAAACUCUGAACGCCAUGGUCCCGCCCGAGGUUCCCGAGAACAAGCACAAGGAGUUCCUCGGCCGUGAGUUCUUCCGUCGCUCGCUCAUCUUCCGGCCCUGGGACGAUCUCCUCGCCCACCUGCGUGACUGUCCGGGCGCUGGCUGGCUUAUGUGCCGUAAACGUCUCGGCAUGGAGAAUAAAGCUAUGGAACAGGAGUAUGGGCUCGAGGGCCAUCACAUCACCCACGUGUACACCUGGUUGAUCACCGAUUUUUGA
Penicillium lagena is the source of this 1350-nucleotide messenger RNA. Its product is annotated as F-box domain-containing protein. The transcript has a single exon. The record is from RefSeq and is a predicted model, not a curated record. The coding region runs from base 1 to 1350 and encodes 449 amino acids. Lineage: Eukaryota; Fungi; Ascomycota; Eurotiomycetes; Eurotiales; Aspergillaceae.